Arachis ipaensis is the source of this 666-nucleotide messenger RNA. Lineage: Eukaryota; Viridiplantae; Streptophyta; Magnoliopsida; Fabales; Fabaceae. The record is from RefSeq and is a predicted model, not a curated record.
AUGGAAUUUGACAAUACCAUUUGCAUGCUGGUCAUUUAUGGAGAUGGUAACAAGACCACAUUUGUUUGGGAGUUGUUUAACAAGUUUCAGCAUCAAUUUGAAGCUGCGAGUUUUCUUGAUAAAGUCUCUGAAAAAUCAAGAAGUGCUGAUGACCUAGAAAAUCUCCAAAACAUACUUUUGUAUGAGAUGGUUCUUGAUGAUGUUGAUAGUACAGAACAAUUGGAUUCAUUGGCGGGAGGAGGCCAUUGGUUUUGUCCUGGUAGUAGAAUUGUUAUAACAACAAGAGAUGACAAUUUCCUAAAUAAUCAAGUGUUACAUGGAUUUAAGAUUAAGAAAUAUUGCAUUAAUGAAGGUGAAUUUGAAGGAAUGGAAGGUGCUAGAUCCAAUCAGAAGCAAGACAAAGUCGUCGAGGAAGAUAUGGUGGGCUUUGUGAAUAUCUUCAACGAUGUAACUAAGCAAUCAAAGGGAAAUGACUCAUGUGUUGAUGUUCUCUCCAUAAUAGGCAUGGGUGGUUUGGGACUACAAAGCCAAGGAGCUUCUUCAAAGCCUUCUGAAGGGUUGUCCGAGUCGACUAAAGGCGAAGCCAUAAGCGAGGACUAUCAAAAGAGCAAGGUCCAAAAAUUCUUAGCGAUGAAGAAGUAUUUGAUAGUGCUUGAUGACAUAUGA